Molecule: messenger RNA, 1682 nt
Organism: Syzygium oleosum
Lineage: Eukaryota; Viridiplantae; Streptophyta; Magnoliopsida; Myrtales; Myrtaceae
Product: DEAD-box ATP-dependent RNA helicase 58, chloroplastic
Exons: 9
Coding region: 535-1560 (341 amino acids)
Molecular function (GO): RNA helicase activity; RNA binding; ATP binding
Source: RefSeq, a predicted model, not a curated record
GCAGGAUGGAGAAAGUUGGGUACCUGUUAGCGACUGAUGUUCAGAGGGAAGCAUUGCCUGCCCUUUUCUCUGGGAGAGACUGCGUGCUUCAUGCUCAGUCUUAAACCCUUUAUGAGAAUUUGGAAAGACGUGGCGUGGUCCUUCCAUUCAUCAGUUUCGCGGUUUCCCGGAAAGGUCCCCAUGUAGGCAGUACCGGAGAAAAUGCGAACGGAAGGACUACUUUGCAACUUUUCAAAAAGGCUUAAGACUGCUUUGCACCAGGCAGUCAUGAAGAAUUCCAAUAUAUUAGUCCAUUCCGGUUGUGUAUGUUGAGUUAUGAAGAGUGGUCUAAUAUGUGUCUGAUGUGAUAAGAUCUACUGUGGAUGUUCAGACUUCCAACUCAAUCGGAAUUACUCUUUGACUCUGCAUAUAAACUCAACUAAGGAAGAAAACGUAAAAGGAUCCUGCAUUGACAUGGCCGGUGCACUCAUGCUUUUGGCCCUCUAGACAGGUUCUGGGAAGACGCUGACGUACCUUCUGCGGAUAUUUUCAGUUAUGAACACCCAACGGUCUUCUGUACAAGCGUUAAUAGUCGUUCCCACCCGAGAACUUGGCAUUCAGGUAGCCAAAGUUGCUCGGCUGUUGGCUGCAAAGCCGAUGGAUCUUGAAAUGGAGCAGAAUAAUUCAUGUACCGUUAUGGCUCUUCUAGAUGGAGGUACAUUGAAAAGACACAAGAGUUGGUUAAAGGCAGAACCCCCGGCAAUAGUAGUGGCAACCAUCAGGAGUUUGUGCCAGAUGCUGGAGAAGCAAGUUUUUAAACUUGACACAUUGCAGAUUCUAGUGAUUGAUGAGGUAGACUUCAUGUUCAACUCUUCUAAGCAAGUCAGCUCUCUCCGGAAGCUGUUGACAUCGUACUCAUCAUGCAACAGCCGUCAAACUGUUUUUGCUAGUGCAUCCAUACCUCAGCAUAAGCGAUUUUUACAUGAUUGUAUACAACAGAAGUGGACUAAGGGUGAUGUAGUUCAUGUUCACGUCAAUCCAAUAGAGCCUAUGCCAUCAUGUCUAAAUCAUAGAUUUGUGACAUGUCAUAGGAAUAGGAGACAUCAGACCUUGCUACAUUUAUUACAGAGGGACAGCCCUGAAUCUGGCAUUAUAUUUGUUGGCGAGCAGUCUGAGAAGUCAAAAAAGACUGGAAAUGUACCGCCAACAACUCUUCUACUUGAAUUCUUGAAGAAUUCUUAUGGAAGCUGCUCUAAUAUUCUCCUUCUAGAAGAAGACAUGAAUUUCAAUGCACGAGCAGCUUCACUCUUGGAAGUGAGACAAAAAGAAGGCUAUCUUAUCGUAGCAACUGAUAUCGCGGCCAGAGGUAUCGACCUGCCUGAAACAACUCAUAUUUACAACUUCGAUCUUCCGAGGAGUGCCGUAGAUUACCUUCAUCGAGCCGGAAGGACAGGUAGGAAGCCAUUUUCGGACAAUAAAUGUGUUGUCACCAGCAUCAUAGCAUCUGAAGAGAGGUUCGUAUUGAAGAGGUACGAGAAUGAGCUGAUGUUUGUCUGUGAAGAGCUCGUCUUGUCACUUUGAUGCUCAUCUUGGCAUUGUUCGGGACAGUCUCUGUUUUUUUUUUUCCUUCUUUUUUUAGGCCUUUCUGGCUUAUGUCUUGUACAGGAAACCUAUGGUUACAGAAAUUAUCAUGAGUUUUGAUA